Molecule: messenger RNA, 3743 nt
Organism: Plasmodium vivax (malaria parasite P. vivax)
Lineage: Eukaryota; Apicomplexa; Aconoidasida; Haemosporida; Plasmodiidae
Exons: 1
Coding region: 246-3743 (1165 amino acids)
Molecular function (GO): protein binding
Source: RefSeq, a predicted model, not a curated record
GCACUCGCCUGGGGAGCAGUUUCGCGCGCUGAAAAAUUGCAAAAAAAAUUGCAAAAAAAAGGCGGAAAAAGCGGAAAAAGCGCAUAAGGCGGAUAAGGCGAUAAGGAGGAAAAAGGCAAAUCACCCUUCCGCUGAAGAUGCCCCCCAGCCGCUCUCCACAGCGUACAACUUUCGAAGGGGGAGGGUGACGCACAUGACGAUUUUCACGUUACUUUGACUCCCUCCUUUGGCUUCCCCCCCGCAACAUGCCGGACGAACGGCAAAGAACCCUACAGAGGUACGCCCUGCACCUGGAAAAGAAGGACCUCGUUUUAAAAAAAAAAAAAAAAAAUGACCUGAAGAGCAUUUUAUAUUUCCCCUCUUUGUUUUGGUUCAAUGGGCAGUUCUGUCCCCCCAUUCCGUACUACAGCUUUGAGGGGAUCGAGGGGGGGGCAGGAGAAGUGGAGACAAAAGGGGAGAAGCCCUGCCUGGGGGGAGAGAACAACCCCCCAUUUGGGCCUCACCUGGCUGAUUUCCUCACCUGUGGGGUCCACAAGAACAGCAUCAUUGUAAAGAGAGUUGUAAAAAAUGAAGUCUUGAGCGUAAGUAUGCCCAGCGAUAUGAAGGUCAUGGCGUGCGUUUUUUAUGUGAACUUUCAGUAUGUGCUGGGCCGGGGGUCCUUCCUCAGCGCGACGACGAAGCCGUUUUUAUUUUGUCUAUCGUUGGCUGCCUUGGGGGGGGAGGCCCGGCGAGAGAACAAGAGGGGGGCCUACGAAGUGGCUAGUCAAGCGGCUAGUCAAGCGGCCAAUGAGGCGACCCACCAACCGGCCAAACGGGGGAAGGGGCCAGACGGAGGGGCAAAAACCGGCUCGCCUUCCCCCCCCUCGCUCGGCUGCGGCAUCAGCUGCGGCAUCAGCUGCGGCAUCAGCUGCGAUAUCAGCUGCGAUAUCGCCCACAACAUUCGGAACGCGCUGGACACGGCCCCCCGAGAGCUCUUCCUCUACAACGAAAAGAAAGAAAUACACCUCUUCAACUACGUAACAAAUAAAUCUCGCCUAAUCACACGAGAAAGGGCACAAGUGACGGCCCUGCAGUUUGCCUUUUUGCACAUCAGCGAGCAUAAUAGCCUUUACCACAAGCUGGGCACAGACGUGUACGAGGGGGGGGUAAAACUUGUGGACCUCGACCAAGUGGGGGAGCAUCUGUGGCGCAAAAACAGGUACUGCGUGGAGGUUCUGCAGGGGUGGCUAGGCGGGGGGAGCGGCGCAGUGGAAGGGGUGGACGCGGGGGGCGGGCCCCGCUUGCGCAAAAUUCUGCGGAGGAUGUUCUACGUGCUGAUAUACGGAGACAGCGAAGGAAACGUGCACUUCCUAAUCCCGGAGAAGGAGGUAAAAAUAAAAAAAAACUUCAGAAAAGGGGAAAAGAUACACCUCAUCGAGACGAAUGUCAAGGCCUACUACAACACGAAAGGGGACAGCCGUAUAGCCACUGUGCUACGAAGCAAUGUGAAUGUCUUUUUAGCCUACAGGGACUGCAUAUUGGUUUUUAAUUUCCCCUUGUAUGAGCCCCUGUUCGUGGUGAGUACCUCCGAUGAGGUGAUCUUCUGCCUGAGUGCCUGUCUUGGCGAGCACGGCGAGGUGUUUUUUGCCUUCUCCACGCAGAGGUGCGUGCGCGUUGGGGAGGUCUCGCGGGGGGCCGAGCUGCUCCGCGUGGAGGUGGACCCCGCCAAAGGGCAUACCCUGCAAGUGAAUAACGCCAUGGAGCACACCACCCAAGCGGAUAACGCCACAGAGCAUACCGCCAAAGAGCACACCACGCAAGUGAAUAACGCCAAAGAGCAGACCGCCCAGGGGAACCACCCGCACAACCCCAAGCAGCAGAAGAGCCACACCUGCGUGUGCUUCGGAGGCGAAGGCGAUCUCUACAUAACCAGCGGGGACAAGGGAACCAUCCACAGGUACAAUUUGAAGCAAAAGCAGAUUACCCAUAAAUACGACCCCAGGUGUAAGCGCAUCUUCCAUUUGUCCCUGUGCACCCUGAAAGGAGAAGACUACGCGUACCUCUACGACGCAGAGAAGUUCCUCUGCCUCUUCCAACUGAGUAGUCAGAAGAGCGUAUACAAAAUUUUUACUCUCUCCGUGUGGGUCUACCAGAUCCUUUGCCUUCGCUCCGGUGUGCUCUUUUCCCUCGGGAAUGAAAACGUGUGCAACUUAGAGGUCAAACGGAAGAGCGGCGAAAACAGCGGCGGCAACGGCAACGGCAACGGCGGUGGGGGCGACCUGCUCCUCGCCAAGCCGUUCUACUCCGACCGCAUGAGCGUCUGCACAUACCUGACGAAUCACCCCCACCUGCCGCUCAUAGCCUUUGUAAACAAGAAACUGCGCUUUGGCGUUUUCUCCCUGGUGGACCCCCAAAGGAGAAGCGUCAUUGUGCCGCCCAUGCGCGAAAAUGAGAAGGUCUCCUCCGUGUGUUGGUUCAGCACGAGGAGGCAACUGGAGGUGCGCGAUUUGCAUCGGCUGGGUGGUGGCCUCCCCCUUGGGGAUUCGACGGAUCAGCUAAAUUCGCUAAAUUCGCAAGAUCCGCUAAAUUCGCAAGAUCCGCUAAAUUCGCAAGAUCCGCUAAAUUCGCAAGAUCCGCUAAAUUCGCAAGAUCCGCUAAAUUCGCUAGAUCCGCUAAAUUCGCUAAAUUCGCUAGGUCCCCUAAAUUCGCUAGGUCCGCUAGAUGCUCUAACGCCUAGUCAGCUGGCAGAUGGAUGGGGGGAGCACCGCAAUCCCCCUUUAUCCUCAAACCACGGGGGAGGAACGCAAAAUAACAAAAGGGACGACGGUUACACCACCCCAAUCAACACACACAUGGCACACCUAAUACAGAGCAGCCCGUACCAGGCACACCUGGCAGUGCUGAACGAAGACACGCUGUUCCUUUACAAUGUCCUGACUAGCCAAGUGACAGAUUUGAAGAAUUAUUUGCGAAAGGCAGUGCCCCAAUUCUGUGGAAAAAAAAAUUUCCUCAAGUCUAUAACCUAUCAAAAAGGAUGCUACGUUUUUAUGUUCCUACAAAAAAAUAUGAUUUUCAUUUUUGAUGAGCAUUUCAAAUUUUGCCUUCGGACGAUAAGUGUAGAAGACCGCAUCGUCCGCUUCUUCCUGCGAGAUGGGUACCUCUUCAUUCACUCCAACACGUCUGUUUAUUUCACCUCCCUGCGGAACGCGCUCUCCCUCUUUCCUGUGGUCGCCCAAGGGGGGGGGGAGGAUGCCCAAGCUCAAAGGUUAGAAUUCACCAAGGUGGUCACGGCGCAAACGUUUAAGAUAGCUCUUUUCGAUUUUCACUGCGUGGGGGAGGAAGCCUACCUGGCUGUUUACACCAAGCGGAAGGAGAUUCUCGUGUACAGGGUGCGAACGGCUGGGGGGGAGAACGAGGCGGAAAACGAAGCGGAGAGAGAGAGAGAAGCGGAGAGGGAAGCGGACGGCGCCGCUAACACCACCGCCAACACCACCGCCAACACCACCGCCAACACCACCGCUAACACCAACACCAACCGCGCAAGUGCGGAGGCCCAGCUGGUCGCCCAGUUCCUCAGCUUCUACCAAUUCGAGCACCUGAGCAAAGUCGGGAGCAUCCUGAGCAUGAAGUUUUUUUACUGCGCCGCCAAGCGCCGGACGUACUUAAUUUUCGGCGGGCUGGAGCAGUUCCUCUUCUUCUGGGACUUUAGGAAGUACCCCCUCGUGCGGAGGGGCGGCGUGAAGGAGGUGAGCGGUGUGCGCUAA